AUGGGAACAGCAGGAGGUGAUGGACGGCAACUUCCCUGGACAUCCCCAAAUCGGCAACUAGAUGGGAACGGCGGGAGGGAUGGACAGCCACUCCCCUGGACAUCCCAUGAUCAGAGACAUGCACGUGAUCUAUGCAAUUUUCAAGGCGCGAGGCUGCUCUGCGCGCUGGGCCUGGUGCUGCUCUGCGUGGCCGCCAACUUCCAAGGCGCGCACUGCUUCGGCGGCGGCGGAGGCCGUGUAGGUGGCGGCAGAGGCCACUACGGCGGCGGGGGAGGCGGUGGCGGGAUGAGCAGCGGAGGCGGGGGAGCCCGUCCGUUCGUCUCACGGGGCGGGCUCGGGCGCGGUCGCCGAUGCUGGGUGCGGGGCGCGAUCGCCGGCAGGGCUGGGUCGGGUCCGUACAGCGCCGCUGGCGAACCGCGUGGCCGUGGCGUCUCGGGGGUAGCCGGUGCCGCCGUCUUCCUUGCGGCAGCGAUCGUUCGGCGGCUCUGA
This is a messenger RNA of Lolium perenne, 489 nucleotides long. The record is from RefSeq and is a predicted model, not a curated record. NCBI's taxonomy places the organism in Eukaryota, Viridiplantae, Streptophyta, Magnoliopsida, Poales, Poaceae.